Molecule: messenger RNA, 478 nt
Organism: Mizuhopecten yessoensis (Yesso scallop)
Lineage: Eukaryota; Metazoa; Mollusca; Bivalvia; Pectinida; Pectinidae
Exons: 2
Coding region: 84-437 (117 amino acids)
Source: RefSeq, a predicted model, not a curated record
UCGGUUUCAGUCUGCUUUGAGCUGGAAAGGAAUAUUGGUCACACUUUUCCGCUGAAAACUGGAGACUCUUUGGAGGAAACAAAAUGGCGCAGGUAUCGUUACUGUUCCUGAUCCUGACUGUGGUUAUCGGAUUUGAGUGUGUUCUCAGUCAGAUGAAGUCAUGUGAUUGCUCUUGUUCCAAUCUGGAGAACGCUCUGGAAAACGACCCUGUCUUAAAGGCUAAGAUGGAGAAGUUGGCCAAAGAGAUGACAGUGGACGUGAGAAAUACCAGUUCGCACAUGCGCUCUCUGACGUCGGCCACGGACGACCGGCCGUCGGCCCAGGCGGCUGGCUACGUAGGCGUCACUAUACUGUGUCUGGUACUCGGACUGCUUCUCUUCUUCGACGGCAUUGGUAUAAUUGCCCAGGACAUGGUGACCAAACAACAACUUCAAUAAAUCGAAGUUUUUACUGAAAUGAAAUCUGGUUUCUCCGUUAA